UUGGCAAGCACUCGUGCCCCCCUCAUCUCUGCGUGCACGACUCUCUCCUCCGCAGUGCACUGCUGGACAGCCCUAAGUGCGGAGGACAGGACAACACAGGACAGUUAGCGCUUCCCUACAGUCCUAAAGUCCCAAACACGAGAGCAGCACCCACAUGGAGCUAAUAUGAACUGUCGGAGGGCUGGUCUUCACUUCACGACUCACACUCACAGAUUUACAGUUUGAGAGGGAAGGGACAUAUCAGACAUGGACACCUUGGUGUGGAUCUUGAUUUGCGGAGCGCUGGGGCUGGUGUUUGGCUCUAAGCUGGAGCGGGCCAUAGAUGAGGAGUGUGAGUCGGGCAGUUACACUCAUGACGGGGAGUGCUGUUUGCAGUGUCCUCCAGGAGAUGGAGUGGUCAAGGAGUGCGGGGCCACCCAGACCGAAUGCGGUCAAUGCUUAGACAGUGAGACGUUCUCUGAGACGUUCAGUCACACUGAGAAGUGUCAGACGUGUAGAGAGUGCACAGGUCUCAUGCGCAUGCAGACCCCCUGCACUGACUCCAACGACGCUGUGUGUGUGUGCAACUACGCCUACUUCAUGAACGACCUGACGCACCAGUGCGAGCCUUGCACCGUGUGUCCACGCGGUCAUGGUGUGAUGGUACGCUGCGAGCACACCCAUGACACGGUCUGUGAGGAGUGUCUGGACGACACCUACUCUGAUCAGGAGAGCACGCUGGACCCCUGCCUGCCCUGCACCAUCUGUGAGGAGGGAAUAGAGAUUCUCAUGAGGAACUGCACGCCCUAUGAAGAUGCAUGGUGUCACGAUCCUUUGAGUCCUACGUAUCCCGCUUCCACUAGUGAUUCCAGUUCGUUUGUAACUGAUCCGAACCGUUUGUGGAGCCCCAACCCCGGAGGGGACGCCACCACACCCAAACCCAGCUCCCCUCAUUUCAUUGGCAGAGGGCUAAACGAGAACCUGAUUCCCAUCUACUGCCCCAUCCUUGCAGCGGUCGUAGUCGGCCUCCUGGCUUACAUCAUCUUCAAGAGGUGGAACAGCUGCAAGCAGAAUAAACAGGCAGCUAAUAAUCGCGCAGCCACAGCCAAUCAGACACCAUCUCCAGAGGGAGAGAAGCUGCACAGUGACAGCGGCAUCUCAGUGGACAGCCAGAGUCUGCAGGAGCAGCAAGCGCAGACACAGACGCAGGCGCAGGCGCAGGCCCACACACAGCUGCAUGCAGCAGAGCAGAUUGUGGUGAGAGUGGAUGGAGGGGCUCAGCCUGACUCCCCCCCACCUCAGGCCUAACCAGUGAGGAAGAGGACGCUAUGUUAUCAAUAUAACAAUAAAGAGGGGAUGAGAGGUUGGAGUGAAGGAAACAAGGAAGCAGAAAGAGGAGAAUGGAGGAGCGAAGCCAUGAUGGCCAUCCAGCAAGGGACGCAGGGACAAGACCUUUGAUCCUUUUGAACCCAGCACGGACGAUUCGUUGAUGAGCUGGUUCAACAGCACCAAUGGAUCCACAUCAGCAAUCAGACUCACUGGCUUAAAAUAGCUACUUCUAAAUAAACAUAAGCCUAUUACCCUGAAGAAAGUUCACCAUAAUGUAUACUGAAGCCCACCAUAAACUCUGAUGAAUGUGUAACACAUACUGGGUUGCUCAGAUGUAUCAAUGCACACCUUGUGACACAAACUCUGGAUGUCCCGGGCUUCACAAGAGGACGCAAAGAGGCGCUAUCACAGGCUUCACGGAUAUCGCGCAAUUUAGCAGCCGCACCAUGGUUCCUCCACCUGGAGCCUUCUGCCUGAUCUAAUAAGGAUUUCGUUUUUUGCCUUAUCUUUCAAGUAUUAAUAGAUUUUGUCUAUAACAUCAAGGCCCUUUAUUUAAUCAGAAUUGUACACAUUUUCAGGUGUGUGUUAAAACUUUGGGGGGUUGUAUGCAGUUAGCGCAGAACUACCAGUCGGCGUCUACUUUCAAAGCGGCUGAUCGCAGGUCAGCGUUUAUGGGCAACAACUCACGACUGUGACAUUUGCUGACCUUUAAUAAUGUAAUGACUCAGAUCUAUACUUAGCUUGCCUUUCUUUUUCUCUCUUUCACAACCUUUUCUCUAUAAAAAACACACAUAGCGUGUCAUAUUCCCUGCCUUCCUCUAGUUACUGCAGUUUAGGUUUUGUUACCUAGAUCUUCUCGCCUUACCUCUUCAGAAAUCUGAGUCACAAUGCAAAGAGAAACCAGAACUCAAAGAGCUACACAACUAUUUUCAUGCCAUCAUGCACUCCUAGAUGUAACCACUAUGUUUAUGUCCUACCAUUAAUUCAGGUUUGAUAGGGAUUUGGUUUCAAAAUUCAACUUAGCAGCACAGGUUCGUUAAUGAUUCCAGUAAUGAUUCUUUGAGUACUUUUAAGGAAACCUUAUCGACCACCUUAAUAAUUUGUCUUAACUAUUUACUAAACAAAAACUAUAAUAUUUUGCUAAUAUAUAUUUACUUUAAGUUGAAAGCUUAAAACUCCAAAUGUGUAUCUUUAACUACAUAUUGUCAUAUGAAUAACCAGUAACUACACUGUCUCACAAGCCUUAAACUAAAAAAAAAAAAAACUAUCUUUUUUUUUCUUAGACUCUGCAGUCAACGAUUCUUACUGUAGCUCUUGAUGAGUCAUCUGUCUAAGUUAUCUUUUGUUGCCACAUUUGCUCUUUCUUUCUCACUCUUUGUCUUGGUUACAUGAUUCAUUCCAUGAAUGCUGAUGCAGAUUCAGAUCAUAUAAUGUGGUUUGAAUUACUCAACUAUCUCAGCAGUCAUGAGCUGGAAGCCGCGAGAAAGAGAGCUGGUCUAAGGAUGCAUCACUGACCUGUACUAAGGGGCAAUAAAAAGUACCUUAACAUUAUUACAUAAGCUUUAGAGUAAAUCGGAAUGGUCUAACCAAACAAACAAGUUAACACGCAACAAAAAACAGAACAACUAAAAAUAGUCUUUGCUUUCUGUUUUCUAUCCAUCCAAUGGCUAUUGCACUCGUAAAUAGACGUUAGGGACCUAACACAGAUAUUCCACAGCGUGCACACACACACACACACACACACACACAGUAUCUAAUGGACUGUCUUUCGUUGCAUUUCUAAUGCGCUCACCGUCAGGCCCUGGAAUAAACAUGAGAGGCAUUAGUGAGACAUUCCUGUCAGGCAGGUCGUAAUUACCCCUGAAGCUUUCCAUUUUUCUUCCCCACAGUCAGUUCACUCUCCCGGGGAUCCGCACUGCUCGGAUUCCCUUCCCUGGAGCUCUGCCUCUCCAUUCUGGGACUCACCAUCCAACUUUUCUGCUCUCAGCUCCACUAAUAUUCCUACACUCUUAAAAAUAAAGGUUCCAAAAGAUGUUUUCAUAGUGAUGCAACUGAAGAACCAUUUUGGGUUCCCCAAAGAACCUUUUAGUGUUAAGAACACUCUAAAUUUCUAAAGAACCUCUUCCCACUUAAAAUAACCUUUUGUGCAAUGGAAAGGUUCCAUGCAUGUUACAGGUUCUUAAUGGAACCAUUAAAGAACCUUUAUUUUUAAGAGUGUACAUCAGUGAUUAAUCUACAGGAAAUCACAUUUUGAUACAACAAGACCAUGCAAAAUCCAUCUUAAGCAGGUAGCUGUUUUUUGGAACAUUGCCAGUCUUUAGCUGGUUGACCUGCCAGCUUUGUUCAAACCAACUUGACCACCUUAAAAUGGUAUGCUGGUAGCUGUUUCCUGGUGGUUUUCUGACUACCAUGUUAAAAAAAAAAAAAGCCACCAGCUUAAGCUGGAUUUUCCAGCAGGGCCAUUAUUCCUGUACUCAAUGCAAGUUACUGACUGGUUUAAACUAUUAGACUCUAAUUCAGUUCCUACUUGAAGUCAUGCAUUACCUUAAAGUUUGAUGUAUGAGUUGGUGGAACAUCGCUGCCUCCUGCUUUUUUGGCAGGCAGGUUGUCGGCUCCAUCAGCUUUUAUAUGGCUUUAGUAGCGUGCAUCUCCCCUGGAGCUGCACUUUCCAUUAAAUCAGGCAGCGAAGCAUAUCAUUGGCUUCUGGAGUUGCUCGCAUGCUAGUGUUUAAUGCACAUCAUGGGUUGAACGUUCACUCACGGGGCACUUUGCUGAUGUUUGUUCUGAUAUUAGCCUACUUGAGAGAACCUGAUGAGAUCAAGAUAAGAUCUCUGUCUGUCUGCGGGAAUGCGCUGAGAACAGACUGGCUUGUGUUUAUCCCAUGCUUUGAUUCUUAACACAGAGCAGAGAAGUUGGCAGACAUCAAAUAGAGAGAGUUGUUAUGACAAUACAAUAGAAUUCUGAGUGAUUGAUGCUUCUCAGGGGGUGGUGAUGUGAGUAUAAUAUAUCGAAAAUAUGGCUAUAUUUUCAUAGAAUGUUAAAUUGAUUGGUUGUCGUAAUGUGUUCUGAGAAUAUAAGUGUGAGGGAAAGCCAUUUACCAUGUGUUUCACAUAUAAACCAGAUGCCUUGUGCUUGGCAUCUACAAGGCGUCUAUGCAUCAAUCAAUCAGUAAGCAUCUAAAACAAUUAAAGUUAACGGGUGGAUGGAGUCUUGAAUCAGUUCCCUGGAAUGUGCCAAAGUUGCCAUAAAUAAAACACCUCCACAUUACAAUGUCCACUUAAAUGGUUAUAAAUCCAUUUGUCAGCCAGAAAGUGUCAGAUGAAAACAAAACUUGUUUGCAAUAUAUUCACAUACUAAAAAAACUCCAUCCUUGUCCCUCCAUCUUUCUUCAUUUUUACUUCAGUAAUUCUUUAUUUUUUUAUAAGCAGAUGUUUUUUUUAAAAUUUCAAAUAGAUUUAUUCUUUGAGAGCAGUAUUUUAUAGAGACAGUUUACUUUCGUAGCACUUAAAACAGAUUGAAUUUGAACACUCAAAGAGUGUCCAUCACCAGAAAGUGCCUGUGGAUUUUGUCAGGUGUCUUUGAGCAGUGUUCAACAAGUUUGAUUUCAUGUAAAAUGUUUAUGUUACCUAUUUUGCCUGUUUCUGUGUUAAGUGUAUUUGAUAGUGUUUUGCCUUUGUUUUUUAUCUCGUUAAUCUUUAGUUAUAAGAAAAUGUAGUUGAGGAUUUCAAAAUAGUAUGUCAUUAUCCAGGUAAAAUACAUCCAGGUGAAUUUUAUCUAUUGUUCUGUUUCUGAGAAAUGCAGUGUAAAAAGACAAAUACCGUAUGUGUUAUGUCCAUCCCAUUGUGGGAACAGAUGACACACCCUCCCCAAAAAACUGAAAGUAUCAUAUAAAUGUCACUGGUAAUUCACAUUAAACUACUCUAUGAAUUCACCUCACAGCUCAACCUAAUUUACAAAUCUUUGAGCUCUUCAUCCAUAAGCCUAAAAAAUUGGCAAUAUUUGAUCAAUUUUGUGUUUUACAGAUAUGUUGAUAUAAAAAGGGAUUGUACAUUAACUGUUAGUUCAAAUAUAGACUAUAUCACAUUUAAGAGACUCGACUUAGGAUAUUAGGAAGAACCUCCACACGAUGCUUUAGAAAAUCAAUUCCCCUGUUCAGCCUCCAAUAGAGCUGAAUGUUCUCUGUACGUAAUCCAUGCUGUACACUACAUUGUGUAAAUUGUUUCCUGGAGUUGUUAUAACAGUACACUUAUGUAAACAAGAAAUGAAACCAUUAGAAUUCUAUGAAAUAAAAACCAAAUAUGACUGCUACAACACAGUCUGUUUCCAUUAUUAGCUGUGAUUUUCCCAGCAUACAGGAUUAAAAAAAAAAAAAGCUUCACCUGGCAAAAUCGACAAGAGGUUAUGCCAAUAUCAUGAACAUUGGCUUAUAUAAAACAUCCAGCAUCUAAAUACUAAUGGCUUCAGUGUGGUCAUACUGGUGAGUGAGUCUGACCCUUAUAACUCAGAUUGUUCUGACCAAAGACUGAUGUCGUCUGAAGGAAAAAUACCCAUAAUUAAAUUUUUAGACACCCUGUUUUGAUUUGACAUGUGAACACCCUGGGAAACAUGAAUAAGGCACCAAACUCAUGAUCCAUGGUUGAAGUUAUUCAGUGGUUCAACCUCUAUAUGGCCCUUAGAGGCUUCACAACUAAUAUUAGCCCCAAAUCCAGACCUCACCCAAUACACAUGAACCAAAACAAAGCCCUUAAGAUCUGCACCCCAGUAACAACAUGUGCCGAGCAUCAGAUUCCUUCUGUAAAACUAUGUGAAAUUUGCUGUCCUGAGAAUUCAAGCAGGC
Molecule: messenger RNA, 6145 nt
Organism: Onychostoma macrolepis
Lineage: Eukaryota; Metazoa; Chordata; Actinopteri; Cypriniformes; Cyprinidae
Gene: ngfra
Product: nerve growth factor receptor a (TNFR superfamily, member 16)
Exons: 6
Coding region: 247-1287 (346 amino acids)
Biological process (GO): Rho protein signal transduction
Cellular component (GO): plasma membrane; cell surface
Molecular function (GO): nerve growth factor binding; death receptor activity; coreceptor activity
Source: RefSeq, a predicted model, not a curated record